This is a messenger RNA of Vitrella brassicaformis, 1030 nucleotides long. The record is from the annotation of a GenBank genome assembly. NCBI's taxonomy places the organism in Eukaryota, Vitrellaceae.
CGCAAGUUCUGGCGUUCGUUCAUUUCCCCAUCUCCCGCACUUUCACUCCCCGUUCUGUUGUUCCCAUCCACCCGUAGCCUUUCUCCCAUAGCCAUCCACCCGUUCCCCAGACUCAGUUCACCUCGCUCUCGAUAAUGCCGAUGCACAUGAAGGUGGUGGCUGCCAUCGUUGCUGCCCUCGCCCUUCUCUCCCUGCUGCCCCAGGCCAAGGCUCAAAGCGCCAAGAGUACGACUGCACAGGGGGGCGGGAAAAGACCAGCGAAAGGCCGCCCGCUUUCCAUCCUGGCCGGUUCGAGCUCUUUGUACGCAUGAUCUGUGGUUGGGAUGAGUGCAGGUUUCCUCAACAUCCACCCUCCCACCGAGAAGCACCAGAAGGAUCCCUUCUUGAGCCCUCUCCGCAUCGAGGAGGCCCGAGAGGGGAUGCCCGAGGUGACCUCCAACACCAAGCUCAAGCAAUUCAUCGACAACGUCCUCAUACACGCAUCCACCAAUGAGGGCGGCACCGAUUCUGCAUGCAAAAGGUUUGGGUGAUGGAUUUUCUGUGGCGUAGAUCUGGCCAUUGGUGUGCCCUCUGUGUGGCGUGUGGCGUCUGUUGUGUGUGGGUGCAGGUGCCCCUGAACUGCAUGGUGGCCAGUGACGAGGUGGAGGGGCUGGGGUGCUGUGAGAUCGAGAAGCUCCAUGGCGUCAUGAAGAACACUCACUUUCACUUCUGCCUGACCAAGGACAUCUGCAGCUUCUUCGACUCGCCGCAGAUCACCCAGGAGCCUGGCCGAGGCGGAUUCCAGCAGUACACAAUGACCAACUUCAAGGAGUUCGAAUGAAAAUGACCCGGUCGAGAAGAAGGGCCCAGGAGGGGGCGGGGUGAGGGGGUACCACGCCGGUUUCUUUUCUUUUCCUUUCGUUCUUGUGUCGGUUCGGCUGGACGGUUUGAUUUCACGGAUGGAUGGAUGGAUGGGGGAUUUCUUUUGGCUUCACGAAUGCAACGGACACAUGACCACCGGUUGGUUCCUUUCAAGCUCUUAGAGUCGGAC